AUGAAAUCCAUCAAACUAAUUGACAAUUUAUAAGCGUUUAGCAUUGAUUAUAAAAUUACUGUCAGACAUGCCCUCUUUCUCACAUAUGGAAUGUAUUUGACAUAUUAAUACUAUUCCUAAAUGAGAACAUGCGACGAUGAAAUUCGAAAUGUAAAUUCAUAUGUGAUAUCAAAGGAAUUGCUAAAUUAAAAAUCAUAAAUAUAUCAAUAAUAUCAAUAACUUUAUAGUAAAUCUUAUGAAGGAAUACUUGAUUGCACCAUAGACAAAGGGGAUUGGAUAUUCUCCAAUUAAAAUCCAAAAAUUAAUGAAUAUUUUAACCACAAACUCUCUUUGAAUUACAAAUACCAGACCAUCAUGCCUCUUUAUUUAUGUGCAGGCAUUGGUUUUCCAUCCUUGACGAUUUUCUGUUCCUGUCUGCAGAAUAGAGACGAUAGAUUUGUAUACGGACUUGCUGUUACAGCACUAUUAAGCGGCAUCAAACUUAUUGUUAAAGUAUGAGUUUUGAUUUGUUUAUAAAUCAUAUUUAAG
Molecule: messenger RNA, 528 nt
Organism: Paramecium octaurelia
Lineage: Eukaryota; Ciliophora; Oligohymenophorea; Peniculida; Parameciidae
Source: the annotation of a GenBank genome assembly